Messenger RNA from Symbiodinium pilosum, 5559 nucleotides. Lineage: Eukaryota; Dinophyceae; Suessiales; Symbiodiniaceae. The record is from the annotation of a GenBank genome assembly.
AUGUGCGCAACCCAGAUGUACAAAGAUGCUCCCGCGCUGAGGGCAGCAGUCGCUGCCGAGCAGAGCAACCCAUGGAAGGACAAGCGCAGUAUCAUCCUCCGCAAUGCCACGGGCACGCGUGACCUUGCCGUCAACAACAUGCUAGGGCGCAUGCUCGCCCCAGUGGUGUUGACGUGGCAGUUCGAGUGCUUCUAUGCGGUCCUGAUCAUUUCCCAUGCUAUCCUCCUGGGUGCACAGAUUGAAUGGGAGGCUGCCAACUUGGGCGCAGCUCCACCGCCUGUGAUGGUCUCCACACAUCUGGCCUUCACCUUCCUCUUCAUCGUGGAGAUUGCUCUGCGGAUAUCGACGAUUGGUGCGCGGAGAUUCUUCACAUCUGGUGCUUACGCCUGGAACAUUUUCGACUUGCUGAUGGUCUCCCUCUCGAUUGUUGAGCUCCUGGUAGACCUUAUCUUGCAGGAGCACUUUGCGUCUGGGACAUUCAGGAUUCUUAGAAUACUGCGUUUGGCGCGCUCAGCCCGUGGGCUGCGCAUCAUCCGCCUCAUUCGAUUCAUUCGUCCUCUUCGGAUCUUGGUGUUCUCUAUUGGCAUCACAUUGAAAUCCCUGAUAUGGUCAGUUAUCCUGCUCGUCCUGAUCAUCUAUUUAUUUUCUAUCCUGUUCUCCGACGCCUACCUGACUAUGGCAUCCGAAGAUGCAGACAUUGCGGCCUUGCAAAACUUCUUCGGAAGCUUGCAGGUCUCCAUGCUGACGCUCUUCGCGGCUAUUUCAGGCGGCUUGGAGUGGAGGCACGCCAUGUCGGCCUUGGGCCUGGUGGGUUGGGUCUGGACUUCCCUUUUCGUUCUGUACAUCGCUUUUUGCUGCUUUGCUGUCCUCAAUGUGAUGACCGGAGUUUUUUGCCAUUCAGCGAUUACUGGAGCCGAGCAAGACCAUGAGUUUAUGGUUCAGUCCAUGGUCGGGGAGCAGGAACGGAUACGAGCUGUGUUCGGUGAGCUCUUCCACAUGAUGGACCAUGAUGGCAGUGGCAUGAUCACUAUCAAGGAGUUUGAACGCGGCUUCAAAGUGGAGUCAACAAAGGCCUGGUUUGAAGCCUUGGGCAUCAAGGCAGAAGACGCUUGGACAAUCUUCCGCAGCUUGGACCGGGACGGAGAUCACAGAAUCGGAGUUGGUGAGUUUGUAGAGGGCUGCAUCCACAUCCGUGGGCCGGCGCGUGAAGUCGACUUGAUGCGGCAGUCUCAGAUGACGCAAAAGCAACUUCAAGCUGUUCAAGGAACUAUCUUGGACAGUCUCGUGCUCUUGAAGGACGUGGCUGCGCAGCUGAUUGCGUUUAUCUUGGAUGCACCCAGAGCAUCUGUGAUUUUGGGGCAGCCGAGGAUCGUUCAGCGCAAUGACAAAGCUUCCAGUGAUGGAGCAGUUCCCAAUGCAAAGCUCGUCGACGCCAAGCCUCGGAACACGGCCCGUUUCGGCCGCUUCCCGCGAGAGAUUCCGACAAAAGGUGUGCCGGGCUACAUGGGCUUCCGGCCCGGUGGUGCUGAUGGAGCAUUUGGUGUUGGCACACCCUUUGGCGAUGCCUGGUUCGCACAAGCAGCUUUUGAUUUGGUCCAGCUGAUACAUGAAUUGCCGCUGCAGAGCGACCAGAAAACGCUGCUGCUGCAGUCCGGUGAAACUGGACCGCUGUGGGCUGGGCCGCAGUCGUGCAUUGGUGCAGGUCCCUCCAAAGAAGAACACAUCAACCAGGCUUGCGCCAUCAGUCCCCCCCCGUGCCUCGACCUCUUGCUGGACACUGCUUGUUUCCUGGGUUUGGGGGGCACUGCUUCCCUGGUGGCAGGAAGGGGUGCUGCGGACGCUCUAGUCCCAGCGCACGCAUCUGAUGAGGCUUUGGAAACCACAAUAUCGCGACUCACCUUGAAGAAAGGGCCCGCUGACUUCGGGCCCGGCGUACGGUUGGUCAGGGCAGCUCUCGAAGUUCCGGGGCUCGUGGCGCCCGGCGUGGGGCAGUGCCAAGACUACCACGUCGGGGCCAAAGGAAAGUCCAAUUUUCGCAACGUUCUGAAGCUGGAAACCUUUUAUGGAAAUGCAGCCGGUCUCGAGUCGGGUGCUGGCCGGCGCGGUGCAGGCCGAACACGCAAAGCGAAGUUGCGGAAGGGGCUCACGAGCUGCCUGGUUCCCGGAGAGCUGAUCAUGCUUCGAGUCGCCUGGCAAGGUCAGAUCUUGGAAGUGACUAAGGCAGAGUUCACGCAGGAAAGCCUUUGCUGGGAAGGUAUCAGGUCUACUCAGGUCUUCAAGGCUUACCGGCUUAGCGGUCCGAAGGAGACCCCGGCCGACAGCACUGUUGUAUCUGAUCUGGCCUUUUCAGCUCCUUGGCCAUCCUACAGUGUCUGCGCCAAAGUGCUCCACUUAGCGGCCAUGGUGCUCGGGGAGCUCGGCCAGCGGAUCACCGCCUCUUUCCGGAGGCUGAACCAGGCGCCGAUCAUUGAUGACGACCUCCUUGAUGAGGUGUUGAAGGAGAUUGCUGCAGCUCUCCUUCAUGCGGACGUCAACGUCCGUUAUGUCUCCGAGCUGAGGAGCAAUGUCAAGAAGCGGGUGCUACUGGAAAGUGAUGCUAGCGGCGUCAAUAAGCGGAAGCUCAUCCAGAAGGCUGUGGUGGAAGAGCUCGUCCGCUUGGUUUCGACAGACAAGAAGCCUUACAAAUUAGAGAAAGGCAAAGUCAACAUCAUCAUGUUCGUGGGUUUGCAGGGCAGUGGCAAGACCACCACCUGCACCAAGUACGCCCACCACUACAACCGGAAAGGCUGGAAAACAGCCCUGGUGUGUGCUGACACUUUCCGUGCCGGUGCCUUUGACCAGUUGAAGCAGAACGCCUCGAAGGUGAGAAUACCCUUCUACGGCGAUUACAACGAGACAGACCCCGUCAGAAUUGCCGAAGAAGGCGUGGAGCUCUUCAAGAAAGAGAAGUACGACCUGAUCAUAGUUGAUACGUCCGGUCGUCACAAGCAAGAGCAGGCCCUUUUUGAUGAGAUGAAGCAGGUGGCAGAGGUAGUCCAGCCAAACGACACCAUUUUCAUCAUGGACUCCCACAUUGGUCAGGCCUGCUAUGAUCAGGCCAGGGCCUUCCGGGAGGUUGUGGACAUCGGUAGCGUUAUCAUUACCAAGCUCGAUGGCCACGCCAAGGGUGGUGGCGCGCUCUCUGCCGUUUCGGCCACGAAUUCGCCCAUCAUUUUCCUUGGAACGGGGGAGCACUUCGACGAGUUCCAGCCCUUUGAUGCCCAGAGCUUCGUCUCGCGACUUCUGGGAAUGGGAGACCUCAAGGGCCUCUUCCAGACCAUCACGGAGGCCAUGCCCCUGGACAAGCAGCCUGAGCUGCUCAACAAGAUCUCCAAGGGCAGGUUCUCGCUUCGUGACCUUUACGAGCAGUUUCAGAAUCUGCAGAAGAUGGGUCCCAUGAGCCAGAUCAUGCAGAUGAUUCCUGGCAUGUCCAAUUUGAUGCCUGCAGGUGCAGAGAAGGAGGGCGUCAAGCGCAUCAAGCGCUUCAUGGUCAUCAUGGACAGCAUGACGGACGCCGAACUGGACUGCGAAGUUCAGCUGAACGACUCCCGGAAGCUGCGAAUCGCAAGAGGUGCUGGAUCAUCCAUCAUUGAGGUCAACCUCCUGGUGGAGGAGUACAAGCGAAUGGAGAAAAUGGUUGGGAAGAUGGGCAAGAGUGGCCUAUUCGGCAAAGGUGGUGACCUUACACAGCUGACGCGGAAUCCCGGUCAGGUGAUGCAGAAAAUGCAGAGUGCUAUGGACCCGCGAAUGUUGCAGCAGAUGGGCGGAGCGCAGAACAUGAUGAAGAUGAUGAAGGAGUUCGGGAAGAUGGAGAACAUGGGUGGCAUGAUGGAGGGCCUCGGGGGCAUCGACCCGUCUCAGGUGGCAAACAUGCAGAAGAUGAUGGGCAAGAUGAAAGGGCGCGCUUUUGAAGACACCUUUGGCAGGGAAGUGAUGGCCAGGGCUGGCUAUGGAAGCAGCGCAUUUGCUGCCGUCAGUGACAAAGAUGUGGAUGAUCACUGUGCAAACUGCAAAAGCGAUUCGCCGGAGCUGCGACCCGCCCGGCGCUCGGUCGUGGGCAUCCUGGAAGCGACCAAACUGAUUGCAUGCGUGUCCGUGAAGCCUCCACGGAGCGUCCGCGAGUGUCUCACCGCGGCAUACCGCAGCUUGGCGGUGUCUUGGAAAGUUUUCAACGGCCCCUUGGAGUUUGAGGCUCCUUGGUUGGACAGGUUCCAGGACAAGGCGAAGAGCGUCUUGAACGAGUACUUUGUCUCCCUAGCUGUGGAAGACACUGUGGCGUCUGCCGCAGAGCUGCUAGCAGCCUGCCCAUCUGAGGCGGAUGAGCUCGGAGUUGUGGCGAUGAAAGCUGCACUUGACCGGGGAAAGGACGCGCCGUCCGACAUUGUGCGGCUUUUCGAGGGCCUGAGCAGGUCCGCAAGCUUGGACCGUGCUGCUUUGGUCCGCAGCUUCGAGAAGAUUUUCUGCCGGCUGGAGGACAUCAAGAUUGAUGCGCCUAUGGCCGAGAAAGGCAUUCUAGAGAUCUUGCAGGGCUGCGUCGCGACCGGCUGCGUAGACAAAAAGCUUCUCACGAAACUUCCGGAGACGCUUCUCCGGGGCGGUUUGGCAGGAGACAAGGUUCCAGUCUCACCAGAGUUCCAUGAGAUGCUCGAGAAGACGGUGCAGGAUCUGAAAGCUUUCAAACACGCAGCUGGCCGAUGCAUCGAGGAGUAUUUCGUGACCAUGAACGCAGAGGAGGUGGGAACUAUCCUCAGCGAGCUAUCCAUGAGCCCAUACCACCACGAAUUCGUCAAGAAGGCGAUCACAAUGUCCUUCUCGCAGACGAGCGAAGCUGCAGGAAGAGAGGCUGUCUUGCAGCUUCUAUCCUGGCUUUGCACAAAUGGCGUCCUCACAAAGGAUGACAUCCAGUGGGGAACGACGCGAUUGCUAAGCCAGGUGGAUGACCUCAGCCUGGACUAUCCCAGAUGCAUCGAGAUGCUCACAGAAGUCAUCAUCCGGCUCCUGGUGGAUGAGCUGGUGAGCGUGCCCUUCUUGCGACGCUGUCGACUCUUGCGCCUUGGAGACACAGCUGGACUGAAGGUCCUUGAUGCUGUCCAGCGCAAGACGCCCGAGUACAGCAAGAAGCACUUGAGCACUGCAGCCUUCAAGCGAGAGAUCCAGACAAUGAUCUUGGAAUAUUUCAAUUCUGGGGACACGGCCGAGUUCGGGCGUUGCAUCAGAGAGAUCACGCCUUUGUCCCCGGCACAAAGCGCUGAGCUGGUGCGAAAGAUUAUGGUCUUCGCGAUGGAACGUUCUGGGAGCGAAUGUGAGAUGGCAUUGACUCUGCUCAUCUACAUUAGCCGGAAUGAGGAGUUGAGCGCUAAGGACAUCGAGAACGGAUUCGACGACAUGUACAGGAACAUGCCGGACAUCUUGCUCGAUGUCCCCGACGCUGAAGAGAUGGCACGGAGCUUUGUUGUGGAGGCAAUGAAAAACAAGGUGUUGCGGGAAACGUGGCCUGACCCAGAAGAGCCCGACGAGUGA